AUGCCAGAAGACAAUAUGAUAAGAAUAAAAUCUUAUGUUAUAAAUACAAACUCUGAAAUCGGGAGAGGUUAGUUUGGGGUUGUUUACUCAUGCUAAGAUGUACAUUAACCAGAACUGAAAUUGUGCGCAAAGAUUGUAAAUGAAGGUUGUAAUAAUCCAAAAGCCAUAAGGGAAAUUGAAUUGAUGAAAAUGAUUAUGUUAUCGGCAAGGGGAAACAAAAACAUUGUCAGAGUGGAGCAUGUUGAUUUCAAUGAUGAGAGGACGGUACUCAUACUGGAAAAAUGUGAAUGCGAUCUCCAAUCAAUAAUUAAUAGGAAGAAGAGUCAAGUGGAACAGAAUUUUCGUCCUACAGAAGCUCUCAACAUACUAAAACAAAUUUUAACUGGUUAUAAAGGGCUCUAUUCCCAUAACAUUAUACAUAGAGAUCUUAAACCUGCAAAUAUAUUAGUCUUAGACGGGGUUUAUAAAAUCGCCGACUUAGGAUUGGCUAGAGUCAUUGAAGCAAACACAUAAAUGACAAGAGUGGGAUCACCAAAAUAUAGUGCUCCUUAAGUGUAUCUGGAGAAUUUCUUCACAAAUUCAGCCGAUAUUUUCUCAAUAGGCAUCAUUAUUUAUGAAUUAAUUUUUGGUGGAUUACCUUAUGUUGCUCAGAGUUAAAGUUAACUUAGAAGGGCUUUGAGAAAUCUACAAUAGGUCCCAGUUGUAGUUAAUAGAGAUCAUCCAGGAAUGACUUAAGAUUUUGCUACUUUAAUUGAAAGCAUGCUCAAAUAUAAAGAGGAAGACAGAAUCAGUUGGUAAGAACUACUUAAUCAUCCCCUCAUAUCAGACGGAAAUGCUGUAGUAGAUUAAUCAAAAUACAGAAUAAUACUAGAAAUUCCUCCAAAUUUGGAUGAUGAUGAAUCAGUUUAAGAGUUAUAGAAACCAGCUUAGAGUCCAGCCAACGAAUAAUAAUAAGUUCCUCCAGAAACUCUCAAACAAAUACAGACAUUUAAAGCUCCUGUUUAAUUUCCAUAAAUGGCUCAGCAACCCAUGAAUCCAAAUUACGUAAUCCCUCCAUAAAUCUAAUAAGGGAAGUUUACUACUCCCUCAAGAUUUUAAACAGCAGCGCCACCUUAGCCUUUAACUUUCAAUAUAGCAAAUGCAUCAGUCCCCGACAUCGGCUAACCAUUUCUAUUUUAAUAGGUGCAAGCUCAAUCUGAUUAACUAUAUCAAAUAGGAGUUGUUAUUGACUAAGCAUUACAUUCUUUAGGAAGAUUUGUAAACAUAUAAAUAUAGUUUAAAUAAGAAUGGCUUGGAUUGAAAUUGUACCUUCAUUACUAUUCACAAUGUUUCUUUGAACAUGCAAAGGCUUUGAAAUUAAAAAGUUAAAAUUAAUUUAAUCCUAAUUAACAAAUGCUUUACACACUUGCCAAUGUUCAAUAGGAAAUAGAGAAACAAGAAAGAUAUCAUUAAGUAAUAUCUCAGGAAUUGGAGCGAUACUAAUUACAUUUAAUUUAUCCUGUUUUGCCAAUAAAUCCAGAUUUUAAUAGUUACCUACAAAAAUUGAAGCAAAUUUUAUAGACUGAAGGUUUGUUCCAAUAUUCACCUGACAAACAAUAUUAUUUGGAAUAUUUAUAGUAAUAAUAUUAAUUGAACUUUAGAUCUUUAUACUUUUUUGAAAGACUCAAAGUAUAGAAAGAGUCAUUUGAAGAAACUUAUUCAAGCAUAUCGGAGACAUUUAGUAAUUAAAAAGUGGAAUCCUUCUUAAUAGAUUAUCUUAACAAGAGAUACACCCUAUGA
Molecule: messenger RNA, 1779 nt
Organism: Paramecium tetraurelia
Lineage: Eukaryota; Ciliophora; Oligohymenophorea; Peniculida; Parameciidae
Exons: 7
Biological process (GO): protein autophosphorylation; autophagosome organization; autophagy
Cellular component (GO): cytoplasm; autophagosome
Molecular function (GO): ATP binding; protein serine/threonine kinase activity
Source: RefSeq, a predicted model, not a curated record